AUGGCGGGAGGAAAAUACACGCGCUUCGCAGACUGGCGCUUUAUCCAUCGCGCCAGGCUCGGAGUCGUGCCUCUGAACGGUUGUCGCCGCUUUGAUGGGCGGGCAAACAACAACAAAGCCUGCCGACGCUGUGGCCACAACAACGAGACGCUCCCACACGUGAUCAACGCGUGUAUGGUGCACUCACCAGCCCUGCAGUAUCGCCACAACGCGGUCCUCAACCGCCUCGCAACAGCAGUCGCAGGGCGGCCAAGAAGAGGAAACACUGCUGUUCCUGACAUCAGGAUCAACCAAGCCGUCAUAGGGGACAGCAGUGGGCUGCGUCCGGACCUCGUAAUAACUGACGAGGCCGCGAAGACUGUAACCAUCGUCGAUGUGACAAUCCCCUUCGAGAACAGGCGGAUUGCGCUCGACAACGCUCGGCAACUGAAGAGGAUAAAGUACGCCGACGUUGCGCGCGGAUUAGCCGCUCGCGGCUAUUCCGUCACUGUCGAUGCCCUGGUUGUCGGCAGUCUGGGGGCGUGGGACCGCCAGAACGAUGCAGUGCUUCGGCACCUAGGCAUCGCUAGCCGCUACUGCCAACUGAUGCGGCGGCUGAUGGUGUCUGACACCAUCAAGUGGUCCCAAGACAUUUACGUGGAACACAUUACUGGCCACCGCCAGUAUGUGUCCCCCUAG
Molecule: messenger RNA, 678 nt
Organism: Schistocerca serialis cubense
Lineage: Eukaryota; Metazoa; Arthropoda; Insecta; Orthoptera; Acrididae
Exons: 1
Coding region: 1-678 (225 amino acids)
Source: RefSeq, a predicted model, not a curated record